Entelurus aequoreus (snake pipefish) is the source of this 2589-nucleotide messenger RNA. RefSeq names its product alkaline phosphatase, biomineralization associated (gene alpl). Gene Ontology annotation, molecular function: alkaline phosphatase activity. Gene Ontology annotation, cellular component: plasma membrane. Gene Ontology annotation, biological process: dephosphorylation. The coding region runs from base 298 to 1887 and encodes 529 amino acids. The transcript is spliced from 12 exons. Lineage: Eukaryota; Metazoa; Chordata; Actinopteri; Syngnathiformes; Syngnathidae. The record is from RefSeq and is a predicted model, not a curated record.
ACCAGCGGGAUUUGAUUGACUUUGUUCAACGCUUGGCGACGCCAUGGACCACGCGGUCUGGACCACGGCCCUGUCUGCUCUCCUGCUGAUGGCCGUGGUGGUCCUACUUUGCUACUUCACCUGCAGGCUGGGAGGGUCACUGCCUCUGGGCGGGCCUGGGAACUUCUGAGGCUCUGCAGGUCGGUUUGUUAGCAGCGGAUGUUUCUCUGAGCAAGGCGGCGCCGCAUGAAAGUCCUGGAGACAAGCUUCCUCGCAGCCGCAGAAUCGAGGAAGAUAAAUCAACGCUGAGACGACAACAUGAAGUUAAAAGCGCAGCAACUCUUUAUCAUCUGCUGCGUCUUGUUUGCGGCGUGUUUGGGCCAAGUCAACUUUCCUGAGCAAGAAAAGGAUCCUAACUUCUGGAGGUCGUGGGCCCAGCGCACCCUACAGAACGCCCUGACACUGCAACGGCUAAACCAGAACAGAGCAAAAAACCUCAUCCUGUUCCUGGGCGAUGGGAUGGGCAUUCCCACGGUGACGGCCGCUCGGAUACUGAAGGGUCAGCUGAGCGGACAGUCUGGAGAGGAAACCCAGCUGGAGAUGGAAAAGUUCCCACAUGUGGCUUUGUCAAAGACAUACAACACUAACGCGCAGGUGGCGGACAGCGCUGGCACAGCCACAGCCUUCCUGUGCGGGGUCAAGGCCAACGAGGGCACGGUGGGCGUGAGCGCGGCCGCCGUGCGCUCCCAGUGCAACACCAGCCAGGGAAACGAGGUCACCUCCAUUCUCAAGUGGGCCAAGGAUGCAGGCAAGUCGGUGGGGGUAGUGACCACGACUCGCAUCAACCACGCCACGCCCAGCGCUGCCUACGCCCACAGCGUGGACCGAGACUGGUACUCCGACAACGAGAUGCCGGCGGAGGCGCUGCAGGCUGGCUGCAAAGACAUCGCAAGACAACUGUUUGAAAAUAUUCCAAACAUCGACGUUAUGAUGGGUGGAGGAAGGAAGUACAUGUACCCCAAAAACACCCCGGAUAUCGAAUACCCCAACAUUGGGAAACACAACGGCACGCGGAACGACGGCCGGAGCCUGGUGAAGGAGUGGGUCGACAAAAUGAAGGACAAAAAAGGCCAUUAUGUCUGGAACAAGUCACAGCUCUUAUCACUCAACCCCGGCAGCGUCAAUUACCUUCUCGGUCUAUUUGAACCAGCGGAUCUCAUGUACGACUUGGAGAGGAACCAGGACACGGAACCUUCACUCACAGAGAUGGUCGAAAUGGCCAUUAAGAUCCUCAGGAAGAACCCCAAUGGAUUUUAUCUGCUGGUAGAAGGAGGACGUAUCGACCACGCUCACCAUGAGGGCAAAGCCAAGUUGUCCCUGUACGAUGCCGUGGAAAUGGAUCGGUCAAUUGGCAGAGCGGGUCUCCUGACCAGCGAAUUCGAUACAAUGACCGUUGUCACUGCCGACCAUUCCCAUGUCUUCAACUUUGGAGGUUACACACACAGAGGAAACAGCAUUUUCGGCCUGGCCCCCAUGGUAAGUGAUGUUGACCAGAAGCCCUUCACCGCCAUCGCAUAUGGGAAUGGACCAGGUUACAAGUUGGUCAACGGUGCAAGAGAGAACGUCUCCACCAUCAACUAUGACGACGCCCACUACAAUGCCCAGUCGGCCGUCCCUCUGAGCUCCGAGACGCACGGCGGCGAGGACGUGGCCGUGUUCGCCCGAGGUCCCAUGGCUCACCUGCUGCACGGCGUCCACGAGCAGAACUACAUCCCGCACGUCAUGGCGUACGCCGCCUGCAUCGGCAGCAACACGGCGCACUGCUCGGGCCAGAGCGGGACCGCCGCCGUGCGCCCCGUUCUUUCCGGCGUGGUCGCCGUGCUCGCAGUGGCACAACUUCUGUGCUGACAGCAGCUGACCAUUAGCCAUACCAUGUGGGCUUUUACUUUGAAAUUCGUCUUGUUUUGAGCACUAUGUUUGAACAUAACACAUUUAGAGUCGUCAGUCUGUAUAAUAACCCCGGAUGCACUGAUAUUGCCACACCAUCAGAGUCCUGUCAUGUUUUGUCUAUCUUGCUAACCUUUAGCGCAGGGGUGUCAAACGUAAGGCCCGUGGGCCGGAUCAGGCCCGUGAACAGGUUUUAUCCGGCCCGCGGGAUGAGUUUACUAAGUAUAAAAAUGAGCCGAAAUUUUUGAAUGAAAGAAACUGCUGUUUUAAUUGUGUCCACUAGAUGUCACAAUAGCAAUUAUUUGUGUCUUUCUAGAUUAUGCUACAUAUGUAAAAAAAUAAAAAAAAUAUACCACACGAUGUAAGCAAACUACAUAAAUAACAUCCUGUAAUUAGGUUUUUAUAUUAUUUUUUUAAUAAUAAUAAUAAUAAUAGAUUUUAUUUGUAAAAAGCACUUUACAUAGAGUAAACAACCUCAAAGUGGUACAGUGUAUUAAAAAAAUAAAAUAAAAUAAAUAAAUAAAUUAGAAAAAAUAAAAAGAUAAUAAAAAAUAAAUAAAAACUAGAACAGCCAAAUAGCUAAAACUAGUAUGCAUAUAUCUAAAAAAAAAAAAAAAAAAAAGGCUUUUUUAAAAAGAAGGGUUUUUAAGCCUUUUUUAAAAG